This is a messenger RNA of Solea solea (common sole), 1424 nucleotides long. RefSeq names its product Fc epsilon receptor IgFc epsilon receptor Ig (gene fcer1g). The transcript is spliced from 5 exons. Gene Ontology annotation, biological process: cell surface receptor signaling pathway. Gene Ontology annotation, cellular component: Fc-epsilon receptor I complex. The coding region runs from base 237 to 509 and encodes 90 amino acids. Gene Ontology annotation, molecular function: IgE receptor activity. The record is from RefSeq and is a predicted model, not a curated record. Lineage: Eukaryota; Metazoa; Chordata; Actinopteri; Pleuronectiformes; Soleidae.
CAGCAGCGCCCUUACCCUCAACACUGUCCUUCCUCUGGUUUGAUGUUUAAGGGGGAGUGGUCUGCUUAUAUCUGAGACAAGUGGACUUAGAGCUCACACCACAACUUCCCCUCUCGACUGUGUGGUAUACGCAAUAAUCAGACUUCACUCAAACGCAUUGGAAAGAAAGAAACCAUCACGAGUUGUGUUUUCCUGCUUGCUGAAGGAGCCCCCAGUACUCUGUGUUCAUUUAAGCCAUGGCCGCUUGCAGCAGGAGCGCGUUACUCGUGGCGAUUCCUCUGUGGAUGUGUUUCGGCAGAGCUGCUGCUACUCUAGGGGAUGCUCAGGUGUGUUAUGUGCUGGAUGGCGUCCUGUUUUUGUACGGCAUCAUCCUGACAAUUCUCUACUGCAGAAUCAAGGUCUACAAUGCAAAGGGGGGAAAGGCAAAGCAGACCGUCGAAGAAGGCAUCUAUACGGAUUUGAAACCUCACGUCCAGGACACGUAUGAAUCCAUCGGUUUGAAGAAGUGAAGUGACUUCAAGUGCAGGCUGCACGUUUUCGACCUGAUUCCUCUUUUCUUCCUUGUUCAUAUUUAAAUCUUGAACGUCACAAAUGUUGCAUCGAUUCUAAGAGAACAUGAAACUGUAGACAUCAGUGUUCGUUUCCCUUUUGCUUUUUUAGAAUUAUGUGGAGAAGUUGGGUGAAGAAAGACAAGAGCGAAAGAGGGAAGUUGAGCACAAGAUGGCAUUUUUCCCUGAUCUUUUUUUUAUAUUGAAAAGGACUUGUUUCAUGUAUUUGUAAUGUGCCUUUGAGCGUCGCAAUAAAAUAAUAAACAUUUUCCCUCCUGAUUUUAAGAAAGGUUGCAGAUUGUGCUGAAAAGCUGCUGAAAGUUAAAAUAUCCACACCAGGCUUAUUUAUGAUGAUGUCUCGAGGUUGAUUUCUUACACGCCACAGGAUGGCAGUGAUGGUGUCUUUGCUGUGUGUCCCCGUCUGUCCACAUUCACAGAAGCCAGAAAGACAUCAUACAGCAUAUUUUAGAGCGUGUGCGUCUGCCUGUAUAAAGCUCUGAACUGUUUAUUCAUGAAUUAUCAAAAUGACUUCAUUUGUUGAACUUAGCCGUGUCUCUCUCGUGUUUGUGUUUCAGGGAGCUGCAGACAGAAUUAAAAAAAAUUCAUACAAUUAAGCUCAUAAUAUGCACUUAUAAAGAUUUUUUUUAUCAGUGUCCUUGUUGUGUAACCAAUAAAUGUGAAUUGAUUCAAUAUUGAUAUUUUUUUUCUUUUAAUAUUAAAUGCCAACAUUUAGAAUCAUUUGAUGAGAGCAGCUUACAUAGGGGUUCAUAAAAUGUGUAUACUGUAUGUCAAUGUAAAAAAAACUUUUAUUUUAAUCUGCGUCCUUGAUAUGUAACGAUGAAAGCUCGUUUCUGCCUUUUGUGAUUAAAACAUUUU